AUGGAUAAUAUUAAAGAGGGCACAGUGCCAUUCAGCAUUUCGCAAAUCGGUACGACAUGCCAAACCUACUACAAGAUUGUAGGAAAUUUAUCGAGCAAAUCCCCUCGGCUAGUCAUUCUGCAUGGUGGUCCAGGCACUGGCCAUGAGUAUCUUCUUUCUUUCAGCCGCCUGUGGCUAGAUUUUGGUAUUCCUAUCGUCUUUUAUGACCAAAUUGGAUGUGCCGCUUCCACCCAUUUACCUGAGACUGCAGGAGAUGAAACCUUCUGGCAGGAAAGCCUUUUCUUGGACGAGCUGGACAAUCUACUUGAUUUUCUCCAGCUUCGAGAUGGCCCAGGCUAUCAUGUUCUUGGUCACAGCUGGGGUGCCAGACUUGCGGCCGCUUUCGCCACUACACAUCCUCGGGGGUUACGACGACUGGUCCUCGCUAGCGGUAUAGCCAGCACUGCGACCGGUACAGAGGGUGUUCGAAUUCUCUGUAGGCAGUUACCCUCUGAUGUGCAAAUGGCACUCAAUGAGGAGGAGCAGAAGGGUGAUUUUGACAGCGCCCGAUUCAGAAAUGCAAUGGAUGUGUUUUAUCGAAACUUCUUCUGUCGUGUGGACCCUUUUCCACCCAAAGAGCUUCUACCCGCCUUCAAACACAUGAGCGAAGAUAAGACUGUUCGAGGAACAGUAGCAGGGCCAUCGCCUCUGAGCUGCACAGGCUCCUUCCGGAACUGGACCUGCAUUCCUCGCCUGCACCGCAUUGCCGUGCCGACGCUUUUGUAUAACGGCGAGUUCGACAGUUCCCACGAUAUAGCCAUAGUGCCCUUUUUUGAGCACAUCCCUUGCGUGCGAUGGUUUACAUUUCCCAAUGCCGGGCAUAUGUGCCAUCUGGAGCGACCGGAACUUGCAGCAAAGGUCUUCAAGCUUGUUGGGAAAUUUUUGAUGCAGGAAAGCUGA
Molecule: messenger RNA, 939 nt
Organism: Talaromyces rugulosus
Lineage: Eukaryota; Fungi; Ascomycota; Eurotiomycetes; Eurotiales; Trichocomaceae
Exons: 2
Coding region: 1-939 (312 amino acids)
Biological process (GO): proteolysis
Molecular function (GO): peptidase activity
Source: RefSeq, a predicted model, not a curated record